UGAGCUCCCACGUAUAUUUAACCACAACUGCAGUACAGCACAGAAAUACAUUUUUAGCAUUGACUCUGAAUAGCUAUAGCUACAGAAAUGGCAGGAGGUUCAGAAAUGUCCAUACCCUCUAUUGUAAGGAGAAAGUAUGCAGUACAAGAGGAGCUUGCAAGAGGAAAGUUUGGAGUGGUAUUCAAGUGCACGGAUUCAGUGACUAGAGAACCAGCAGCAGUUAAGGUCAUGUCAAAGAAGGGCAACAAGGAAGUGGACGUAUAUCGAGAAGUGGAGAUAUUGAAGCAGCUCAAACAUCCCGCUAUCCUCUCCAUUACUGACUUCAUGGACUGUGACACUGGCUUCGUCCUCAUCACUGAGCUGCUUAACGGAGGAGAGUUGUUUGAUUAUGUGAUAGAGCGAGAGUUUCUGGAGGAGUCUCAAGCAGUGGAUUAUCUCACUCAGAUUAUGGAGGCUAUGGACUUCUGCCACAAGAAGAAUAUUGUACAUCUGGACCUAAAGCCUGAGAAUAUAGUACUCAAAGAGAAAGAUGGCAAGCAACUAAAAAUCAUUGAUUUUGGCUCAGCUCAAAACUUGAGUGUUAAUCCCAAGAUCAAGUCCAUGGUGGGCACUCCGGAGUUCAUUGCUCCCGAGGUGCUGCAAUAUGAUCCAGUCACUACUGCUGCUGAUAUGUGGGCCAUUGGAGUCAUCUCAUACAUACUACUGACUGGAAUGUCCCCAUUCCUGGGUGAUGAUGACAUGGAGACAGUGGGAAACAUCUCUACAGGAGAGUAUGAAUAUCCUGACCCACAAGAUGAGGAGACAUAUGAGGAUAUCUCCAACCUUGCCAAAGACUUCAUUGAUCAGCUACUUAUCAUGAACCCAGUGUUGAGGGGCACAGCUGAGAAGAGCCUCACCCACUCAUGGAUGGUGGAGACCAAAAAAGGAGAUAAUAGCGCUCGCAUUAGCACAGGACGACUAAAGCAGCUCAGAGCAAGGAGAAAGUGGAAGGCUGUUGGUAAGGCGGUGGGUUUUCUGGCUCGCCUGAGGUCCAUCUCCCUGACUAGCAGUGGUGGUGACGUGUGUCCCCUCAGCCCCACCUCACCAUUACCACCAACAGCAGAGGAGGCUGAAUGCACUGUCAAUUACUAACACUAACACACUCAAUAUAAUUUUAUCAUGAUUAUCUUUUAUGUUGUGCAAAAGCUGCUAUAUUGCCAAAAAUUAUAAUUAGAAUUAUUGUGCUCAA
This is a messenger RNA of Halichondria panicea, 1228 nucleotides long. RefSeq names its product death-associated protein kinase 3-like. Gene Ontology annotation, biological process: positive regulation of apoptotic process; protein phosphorylation; intracellular signal transduction. Gene Ontology annotation, cellular component: nucleus; cytoplasm. The transcript has 9 exons. Gene Ontology annotation, molecular function: protein serine/threonine kinase activity; ATP binding. Bases 88 to 1131 code for a protein of 347 amino acids. The record is from RefSeq and is a predicted model, not a curated record. Lineage: Eukaryota; Metazoa; Porifera; Demospongiae; Suberitida; Halichondriidae.